Molecule: messenger RNA, 1992 nt
Organism: Raphanus sativus (radish)
Lineage: Eukaryota; Viridiplantae; Streptophyta; Magnoliopsida; Brassicales; Brassicaceae
Exons: 7
Coding region: 1-1992 (663 amino acids)
Source: RefSeq, a predicted model, not a curated record
AUGGACCCAUCGAGUAUAGGAACCGCAAGACCAGGUUCGAACAUUGCAGGACCAUCGAGUUCUGGUCUUCCACCAUUGUUUGAAACAGAUUCAAAUCCUGAAGCUACUCAAUGUCCAAACCAAAACAAAACAAAUGAAUUCAUUCUUCCACCAAGGUUCAUCGUACAGGAUCAUCCUGAAGCUUAUAAUAAUCGAUAUGAAAUGGAGAGUGAGUCUGAAAAUGAAGAUGAAGAUGACGAGAAUCAGACUUACAAUGGCUAUCCUGGUUAUUACGACGAAGGAGAUCCAGUUUGGAAUUGUAGGUUUUGUCAAGCAUACAUGUGGUAUGGUGAAAGAAUUGCAAAACGCCGUCGUAGCAAGAAACCUGUCUUCUUAAUGUGUUGUAAACAUGGUAAAGUUGUGCUUCCUCGGCUCGCGAAUCCUCCAAUGGAGUUAAUGUAUUUGUUAUGCAAAGACGACGAAUUAAGUAAACAUUAUCGAGAGUUUAUACGAGCUUACAAUAUGAUGUUCUCUUUCACAUCACUUGGGGGGAAGAUAGAUCAUUCUAUUAACAAUGGUCGUGGACCAUUUGUUUUCCGAAUGUCUGGUGAGAACUAUCAUCGUAUUGGUGAUAUAGUUCCCGAGCCUGGACAAGCUCCAAAAUUCUCCCACCUGUAUAUCAUUGAUACUUUAAAUGAGAUAAAAAAUAGACUUGACGCUUAUGCCGGGUCUGACGGAGCUAGCGCUAAGAAACUAAGAGAACCACUUGUUCUUCUUCUGCAGAAUAUGUUAGAUCAGUAUAAUCCUCAUGUUAAGGCUUUUAGGUCUGCAAGAGAUAGGUUCGACGUGGAAGGAUCAACAGGUUAUAAGAUGAGGUUGAUUGAAAGUCGGCAAUCUGAUGGACGGACCCAUAAUCUGCCCACUGCAAAUGAAGUUGCUGCUUUGAUACCUGGAGAUUUUGUUUUAAAUAUGGAGCCUCGAGAUAUUGUUCUAGAGAGUACAAGUGAAAAGUUGCAAAGGAUAAGUGAAUUACAUCCGGCGUAUUUGCCUCUGCAGUAUCCACUAUUGUUUCCAUAUGGAGAGGAUGGUUUUCGAUUAAAUAUUCCAAUUGGUUUUGAAGACAUGGCUGGGAGAAAACGCAAAAAUGUAACAAUGCGUGAAUACUUUGCAUUUCGCAUUUUAGAGAGGAAGGGGGAAGCACCCACGAUUACGAGAUCAGGCAUAUUGUUUCAUCAGUUCCUUGUGGACGCCUACAUAAUGAUAGAAUCGAGUAGACUGCGUUACUUGUGGCUGAAUCAGAAAAAACUCCGGUCAGUUAGUUAUGAUGCAAUCCAGAAGGCAGCUGCAAAAGGCGGAGCUAAGAUGGCUGAGCAAAGGAGCCGAAUUUUCAUCCCAGCAACUUUCACCGGAGGAAAACGGUAUAUGAAGCAGCAUUACUACGAUGCCAUGGCUCUGUGCAAGUACUAUGGAUUUCCAUAUCUUUUCAUCAAUUUUACGUGCAAUCCAAAAUGGCCUGAAGUUACAAGGUAUCUGAAAAAAUAUAACCUUACCACCGAAGACAGACAUGAAAUAUUGUGCAGAGUUUUCAAGAUGAAACUCGAUAAUCUUAUUAUCGAGUUUUUGACAAAAAAAGACGGCUCCUUAUUUGGCCCAGUUUCUGCAGUAAUGUACACGAUUGAGUUUCAGAAAAGAGGAAUGCCACACGCUCAUAUUCUCGUCUUCAUGCAAAAUGGAGCCAAAUUUCCAACAGCUGAUCAUAUAGACACUACUAUAUCGGCUGAGAUACCGGACAAGACGGUAGAUCCAGACCUGUAUGCAAUCGUUGGGGAUUGUAUGAUGCAUGGUCCUUGCGGUCCAGCAAAGAAGGAUAAUGUAUAUAUGGUUAACGGUAAAUGUUCUAAGAUGUUUCCGAAACGACUGAACAUCAGGACAUCGAUUGACGCAAAUGGAUUACCAGCUUACAUGCGUCGUAUUGAUGGUAGGUGUUGGGCCCGAAUAUGGCCUGGUAGCUGA